Molecule: messenger RNA, 1404 nt
Organism: Branchiostoma floridae (Florida lancelet)
Lineage: Eukaryota; Metazoa; Chordata; Leptocardii; Amphioxiformes; Branchiostomatidae
Product: gastrula zinc finger protein XlCGF57.1-like
Exons: 2
Coding region: 1-735 (244 amino acids)
Biological process (GO): regulation of transcription by RNA polymerase II
Cellular component (GO): nucleus
Molecular function (GO): DNA-binding transcription factor activity, RNA polymerase II-specific; RNA polymerase II transcription regulatory region sequence-specific DNA binding
Source: RefSeq, a predicted model, not a curated record
AUGAGAACUCAUACUGGUGAAAAACCCUACAAGUGUGACCAGUGUGACUAUUCUGCUGCUCAGAAAUCUACCUUGGACCAACAUCUAACAAAACACACUGAUGAGAAACCCUACAUGUGUGGGGAGUGUGGGUACAGGACGGCUUGGAAACCUCACUUAUGCCGGCAUAUGAAGACUCAUACAGGAGAAAAGCCGUACAAAUGCGACCAGUGUGGCUAUUCUACUACUCAAAAGUGCAAUUUAGACAGCCAUAUAGCCAAACACACCGGCGAGAAACCUUACAUGUGUGGGAAGUGCGGGCACAGGACAGCAGACAAGGGUAAUUUGUACAGACAUAUGAGCACUCAUACAGGCAAAAAACCCUACAAGUGUGACCAGUGUGACUAUUCUGCUGCACGGAAAUACACCUUGGACAACCAUCUAGCAACACACACCGGUGAGAAACCCUAUAUGUGUGGAGAAUGUGGGCACAGGACAGCUAACAGAGCUAACCUAUACCAACAUAUGAGAACCCACACAGGUGAAAACCCCUACAAGUGUAACCAGUGUGACUAUUCUGCAACAAAGAAAUGCCAUUUGGACGAACAUCUAGCCAUACACACCGGUGAGAAACCCUACAUGUGUGGGGAGUGUGGGUACAGGACAGCAAGGAAGUCUGCCCUAUCCAAACAUAUGAGAACUCAUACUGGUGAGAAACCCUACAAAUGUGACCAGUGUGACUAUUCUGCUCAGUAAAAUCCACCUUGAAAGACCAUCUAGCAACACACACACCGGAGAGAAGGCCUUCAUGUGUGGUGAGUGUGGGCACAGGACAGCUCGAAAGUCUGACUUAUCCAAACAUAUGAGAACGCAUACAGGAGAAAACACACUAUAAUUGUGAGCGGUGUGACUAUUCUGCAGCUCGGAAAUCAGAUGUUGUGAGCAUCUAGCUAAACACGCUGAUAAGAAACUAUGUGGAUGGAGUGGAGGUAAAGGACAACAGAAGUUAUGGUAUAGAUAUACAUUGAACAAAACAGAUAGAUUUAAGAACACGGCUUGUGUCUCACGCCAUUAUCAGUAACCGUGUCACAGUUAAGCUUGUGUCUCACGCCAUUAUCAGUAACUGUGUCACAGUUAAGAACACGGCUUGUGUCUCACGCCAUUAUCAGUAACCGUGUCACAGUUAUAAGAACACGGCUUGUGUCUCACGCCAUUAUCAGUUACCGUGUCACAGUUAAGCUUGUGUCUCAUGCCAUUAUCAGUAACCAUGUCACAGUUAAGAACACGGCUUGUGUCUCACGCCAUUAUCAGUAACCGUGUCACAGUUAAGAACACGGCUUCUGUCUCACGCCAUUAUCAGUAACCGUGUCACAGUUAAGAACACGGCUUGUGUCUCACGCCAUUAUCAGUAACCGUGUCACACUU